AUGGCUUCAGCAACUAACAUGGGUCUACACGCGCCUGUUGAGGCGACUCCCCAGGGCUUGAAUACAUCAGCGAGUACGCAGUUUCCUCCCAUCAACAUUGGCACACGCAAUUCGGUGCUUGCUCAGAUCCAAGCACGUGCUGUUGAGAGAUCCCUCAAAGAGGCGCACCCGGAAAGGACGUACAACAUCUGCCCAGUAGUGGUGCAGGGAGACAGGGAUAAGACGACACCUUUGCAACAGCUGAGUCGAGGCGAGAAUGCGAAGAGUCUGUGGACCGGUGAAUUAGAAAGCAUGCUGGAGUCGGGCGAGUUGGACCUUAUCGUGCACUGCCUGAAAGAUAUGCCCACGCAAUUACCAGACAACCUCGAACUUGGCGCCAUCCUCGAGCGUGAAGAUCCCCGCGAUGCUCUUCUCAUUUCCCCACGCCUGCCCAAAGAGACCACCCUAGCCACACUGCCUCAAGGCGCCACAAUAGGAACCUCCUCUGUCAGGCGUUCGGCUACACUACGAAAGCUGUUUCCUCAUCUAAAAUUUGCCGACUUGCGGGGCAAUGUUGGCACGCGACUAGCAAAGCUAGAUGCUGAAGAUUCACCAUACUCGGCCAUCAUACUAGCCGCUGCUGGUUUGAAGCGUAUGGGCCUUGAUAACCGGAUUACCCAGUAUCUGAGCAGUACUAGCGGUGGUAUGCUGCAUGCAGUAGGACAGGGCGCGCUAGGAAUCGAGAUUAGAAAAGGUGAUGAAUCUACCAAGGCGCUUCUCAGCAAGAUCCGAUGUGAGAGGACUACAAGAGCAUGUUCCGCGGAGCGAGCCCUCUUGCGCACCCUGGAAGGAGGAUGCAGUGUCCCCAUUGGUGUGGAGACAUCAUGGCGUGGCGGUCGUGGUUUGACAACAGGCGCUCAGCCAGCCAGAGAUUAUGACAAGCACGGUAACGCUGUCGAAGAGGAAGAACCACAUGUGGAUGAUCAAGAGCUUGUUCUCAGGACUUUGGUGGUCAGCGUUGACGGCACUGAGUCAGUCGAGUACGAAGUCGCACAAAAGGUUCGAUCUGCUGAAGAAGCGGAAACUAUGGGCAGAGAAGUUGCCUUGAAAUUGAUUGAGAAGGGCGCAGAUAAGAUCUUGAAGAAGAUUAAUGUCGAGAAGCAAUGGGCGGCGAAGAAGCAGCUUGAGGAAAUGGAGAAGGCUUCGACUGUAUCAUGA
This is a messenger RNA of Plenodomus lingam JN3, 1197 nucleotides long. RefSeq lists its product as uncharacterized. Gene Ontology annotation, cellular component: cytoplasm. NCBI's taxonomy places the organism in Eukaryota, Fungi, Ascomycota, Dothideomycetes, Pleosporales, Leptosphaeriaceae. Gene Ontology annotation, molecular function: hydroxymethylbilane synthase activity. Gene Ontology annotation, biological process: heme biosynthetic process. The record is from RefSeq and is a predicted model, not a curated record.